AUGCGUCUGCUCGUGCUACUCGCUGGUGUUGCCAUCUUCUUGGCCGGCACCUCGGAUGCCUUUUGGAUGUUCAAAGAGUCCAAACAGGCGAAGGCCAAAGAGGCGAAGGCCAAAGGCAACGAGGACGAAGAUAGUGCCGAAAAAUCCGACCCCUGGAUAUGGCCUUGGGCCAAACCCAAGAAGAAAAAGGAAAAGAAACCCACCAACACGAACACCGGACGUACCGGACACAUCGUGUUACCGGUUCACUACGCGCCCGGGCCGCUUCCGGGUCCGCUCGGCGGCGCUAGCGUCCCCGUCGUGCCGGCUGGGCCUCCCCUGGUGCCGAAACGCCCUCCCGUACCCGUACGCCCUGCCGUACGCCCUCCCGCGCCCGUACCUGGGCCCCCGCGGUCUGACACGGCGUUCGACUUCGCUCCCAACGCCACCAAAGGCAAGGGCAAGGGGAAGGGGAAGAGCAAGAAGGAGAAGCCGUACCGCUAUCUCUACUGCCCGGAGAAGUGUACCGUGAUGGACGGGGACGACGACGACGAGUGACCGGCAUCAUCUGCGAGUAACGUUCGCUACACGAAAUCCUAUCUUAAAACAAACUUUACAGCAUGCGUAAAGGUACAAGCGAAGGAAGAAACGACACCUUUACGCAUGCUUUACGGCGUGCUUCUAGAAUGGAUUUUUGCAGUGAGUAACGUGUCUACUACUCGAAGAAGGAAUGGCGUCCAAUUCACAGAACAUGAUUUUUUCUCUUAGUAAGCUUUUUGCGUAACCAGGAUUCGUAGGUUCGUAACAUUUGCUAACUACACACUGCUAUAAAAGUGUAUAAUCCAAAUAGAAUGCAGCACGAAAUCUUGUCUUUAAAGUAUGAGUAAAGGUACACGCGAGGGAAGAAAUUACACCUUUUCGCAUGCUUUAAGACCUCGUUAAACAAAUCAUUUUGCAGAGAAAGCGCACACGCUUAAAGAAAAG
This is a messenger RNA of Branchiostoma belcheri (Belcher's lancelet), 963 nucleotides long. Its product is annotated as transcription initiation factor TFIID subunit 3-like. The transcript is spliced from 3 exons. The coding region runs from base 1 to 537 and encodes 178 amino acids. The record is from RefSeq and is a predicted model, not a curated record. Lineage: Eukaryota; Metazoa; Chordata; Leptocardii; Amphioxiformes; Branchiostomatidae.